AGCCGCUUCCCUCACCACAGGAGGAUGGAGGUCCUGCAGCUCCUGCGCCUGCUCCUCACCACCGCCAUGCUGGGCCUCUCCCAGACGGUGAACCCCUUUGUGGCCCAGCAGACCCCCCCAGACCCUUGCUACGAUGAGAGUGGUGCUCCUCGCCGCUGCAUCCCUGAAUUUGUCAACGCUGCCUUCGGGAAGGAGGUUCAAGCCUCCAGCACGUGCGGGAAGCCCCCGACACGGCACUGCAAUGCUUCAGACCCCCGCCGAGCCCACCCGCCUGCCUACCUGACUGACCUCAACACUGCCUCCAACAUGACAUGCUGGCGCUCGGAGACCCUCCACCACUCACCCCAGAAUGUCACCCUCACCCUCUCUCUUGGCAAGAAGUUCGAGGUGGUCUAUGUCAGCCUCCAGUUCUGCUCGCCCCGGCCUGAGUCCACUGCCAUCCUCAAGUCCAUGGACUAUGGCAAGACCUGGGUGCCCUACCAGUACUACUCCUCCCAGUGCCGUAAGAUCUAUGGCAAGCCCAGCAAAGCCACUGUCACCAAGCAGAAUGAGCAGGAGGCCCUCUGCACCGACGGCCUCACCGACCUCUACCCCCUCACCGGAGGGCUCAUCGCCUUCAGCACCCUUGACGGGCGACCCUCCGCCCAGGACUUUGACAGCAGCCCUGUGCUCCAAGACUGGGUGACAGCCACCGACAUCCGUGUGGUCUUCAGCCGCCCACAUCUCUUCCGCGACCUGGGCAGCCGAGACACCGGUGAGGAGGAGGGGGGCACUAGCUCAACCCCCUAUUAUUAUGCAGUGGGGGAGCUGCAGGUUGGCGGGCGCUGCAAGUGCAAUGGGCACGCGGCACGCUGCGUGAAGGACAAGGAGCAGAAGCUGGUGUGUGACUGCAAGCACAACACAGAGGGUCCUGAGUGCGAUCGCUGCAAGCCCUUCCACUAUGACCGACCCUGGCAGCGGGCCAGUGCCCGUGAGGCCAAUGAAUGUCUGGCCUGCAACUGCAACCUGCACGCUCGGCGCUGCCGCUUCAACAUGGAGCUGUACAAGCUCUCGGGCAGGAAGAGCGGUGGCGUCUGCCUCAACUGCCGACACAACACUGCAGGGCGGCACUGCCACUACUGCAAGGAGGGCUUCUACCGCGACCUCAGCAAGUCCAUCACAGACCGCAAGGCCUGCAAAGCCUGUGACUGCCACCCCGUUGGCGCAGCUGGCAAGACCUGCAACCAAACGACUGGGCAGUGCCCGUGCAAGGAUGGCGUGACCGGCCUCACCUGCAACCGCUGUGCUAAGGGCUACCAGCAGAGCCGCUCUCCGGUGGCCCCCUGCAUCAAGAUCCCUGCCAUCAAUCCCACCUCCCUGGUGACCAGCACGGAAGCGCCUGCAGAUUGUGACUCCUACUGUAAGCCAGCCAAGGGCAACUACAAGAUUAACAUGAAGAAGUAUUGCAAGAAGGACUAUGUGGUCCAGGUGAACAUUCUGGAAAUGGAGACAGUGGCCAACUGGGCCAAGUUCACCAUCAACAUCCUCUCUGUCUACAAGUGCCGUGAUGAGCGGGUCAAGCGUGGUGACAACUUCUUGUGGAUCCACUUGAAAGACCUGUCCUGCAAGUGCCCCAAGAUCCAGAUUAGCAAGAAGUACUUGGUUAUGGGUAUCAGUGAAAACUCCACUGACCGGCCAGGACUGAUGGCUGACAAAAACAGCCUGGUCAUCCAGUGGCGGGACGCCUGGACACGCCGCCUUCGGAAACUGCAGCGACGGGAAAAGAAGGGGAAAUGUGUGAAGCCCUGAGGGGCUUCCGCCCAUCCCAUCCCACCCUGUGCUCAGCCCCAGCCCGGCUGUGCGUUACCAGACUACGCCCAGAGACUCUGUACAUAUAUAUAGUGUGAAUGGACUCUUUUGUCUAUAGUGUAUAUUUUGGCAAUGGUUUCCCUUUGUGUGUGUGUGUGUGUACGCACAUGGGUGUGCAUGUGGGUCUUUUUCUCUAAGUGUGUAUUAAAAAUAACACAGUAAUGACAAACCUUUAAUGAGGAGCAAAGCGGACCGAGAUCCUGUGGGUGCCUGUCGCCUGAAGGAGCUUGAAGGGGAUUGGUGUCCUGCUCCGGGCAUGCUGUUUGUAAUACUUGUUUUCUAGGCUUUUCUUUUACCUUUAACAAAGUCUUCUGCCAGGUAUUGACAUCUGAGUUGGCAGCUCUCCUUUCUCCAGCAUCCAGGGCAUCUUCCUCACUCUCUGAAAAUGUGCUGCUGUCAGACCUCUCUGCCCUUCUCCUUACCCACUGGGAACAGGAGAUCAGAGUCUUCUGUCCUUCAUCCCAAAGUGCAUGCGGGCAGGCUGAGUGGAAACCAUCCAGUACUUCAGAGGGACUAGGAAGAACAAACAAACUUUUUCAAGGCCUGAUUCUCUGGUGACCUCGGGUUUGCACAGACCAGCACUGCCUCAUGGGGCAGGACCCAUGUUGUGGAGAGGAGUCAGGCCCUGGCAGUGUAUUGGCGGCCACUACCAGGCAGAGCUGUGUCCAUCAGGGAGAAAGCACCAGACUUCACAGCACCCUGGCCAUUACCAAUCCUGGUGCAUAGUCCAGGUGACCCAGUGGAAAAGACCUGGAGACACCCAUUUCCCCCUCCCAUGUCCACCAAGGCCUGUCCUGCCAGCAGCACCUAGGGUGGAGCAGACAGGCUGACUGGAGCCAUCCUGUAUCAUCGUCCAUCCACCCAUGUCUAUGUCCCUAUAUUCUCAGCUGGUACCAACUGACAUAAUUCCACCUGUUUCUGUUGAGCUGACACCAAGUGACUGUCUGCCUUGGUGUGCAUCCUUCAGAGCUGGCCUGACUACAUGCCCUCCUGGGAAGUAUUGCUGUGUGGCCAAGGUUGUCUGAGGAGAUGCACAAAGCAGAGGUGGCAGGAAGAGAGAAGAGCUUUCGUUGACCCACCUCUAGUCUUUUAUAUCUUCUUCACCAUGUAUUAGUCUCCAGUUCAAACAGACAUCAGUAUCUUCCCAUGUUGAGAUUGUAGCAGUCUUGGCAUAAUAAAUAUGAAUAGAAAUAA
This is a messenger RNA of Athene cunicularia (burrowing owl), 3042 nucleotides long. RefSeq names its product netrin 3 (gene NTN3). Gene Ontology annotation, molecular function: protein binding. The coding region runs from base 25 to 1788 and encodes 587 amino acids. The transcript is spliced from 6 exons. NCBI's taxonomy places the organism in Eukaryota, Metazoa, Chordata, Aves, Strigiformes, Strigidae. The record is from RefSeq and is a predicted model, not a curated record.